Fomitiporia mediterranea MF3/22 is the source of this 2004-nucleotide messenger RNA. RefSeq names its product WD40 repeat-like protein. Gene Ontology annotation, cellular component: anaphase-promoting complex. Gene Ontology annotation, biological process: positive regulation of anaphase-promoting complex-dependent catabolic process; positive regulation of ubiquitin protein ligase activity; anaphase-promoting complex-dependent catabolic process. Gene Ontology annotation, molecular function: protein binding; anaphase-promoting complex binding; ubiquitin ligase activator activity. Bases 161 to 2002 code for a protein of 613 amino acids. The transcript is spliced from 5 exons. The record is from RefSeq and is a predicted model, not a curated record. NCBI's taxonomy places the organism in Eukaryota, Fungi, Basidiomycota, Agaricomycetes, Hymenochaetales, Hymenochaetaceae.
CUCGCUGCUGUGGCCCACGCGUGCUGACGUACCCCACCCAUGCUCGCCUAGUUACUCGCCGUCGGUAUUCUCUCUACUCAGUCUGCUUUCGCUAUUCGUCAACAACACCCCUCAAGUCCAAGCACACCAGUUAUUACACUCGACACGCACGCACGCAGAUAUGUCCGGCCUGAAGAACUCCCCCUUCGGCAAGCGCCUCCGCGCACCCCACCCGGACACUGACAUCGACGACGACCGUGACGCUCCCGCACGCAACAAACCACGCGUCAACCCAAUAUUCGGCGUGUCGAACCUCUCCACGCCUUCCCUUGACUCUCGCUCGACGGAUGAAAGUGCUGGGCCUUCGUCGCCGGAGUUGAGGCCUAAGGAUUAUAACGAUAGGUUUGUACCGUCAAGAGACGAGGGAGAUAUUCGGACGAGUUAUAAUCUUAUGGACGAUGGUGGGCCGCAGACACCCUCUAGGACGCAUAGGAUGAUCCCUACGGAAUCAGAUGCUCUCCGAGAACAAGCAAACACACUAUUCAACUCAAUACUACACACCGAAGUAACACCACCUAACGUUCGAGAAUCCUCACCCGAACGAACAACAAACGCAAAUGCAUCUACAUCAGCAUCCACAUCCGCACUCCCUACCACACCCUCCCGAAAACGUCUCUUCAACUUCACCUCUCCCUCCCGAUCCUCAAACCCCUCCACACCGACCCGACGACUCGACACCCCAACAGACGAAGUCUACUCUCUCAGUCCCGUCCGCGCCGAAUCUCGACGCCUCCUUGAAAGUCCACAACGAAAAUUACGAACUGUAUGCAAGACCCCCUAUCGAGUUUUAGAUGCACCCGAUCUCGCGGACGACUUUUAUCUGAAUUUGGUUGACUGGUCGAGUACGAACAUACUUGGUGUUGGGUUGGGUUCGUGUGUGUAUUUGUGGACUGCACAUACGGCUGUUGUGUCGAAGUUGUGUGACUUGCAGUCCCAGACGGAUACGAUUAGUUCGUUGUCUUGGGUUCAGAAGGGCACAACACUAGCAAUCGGCACCCUCUCAGGUCGGUUACACAUCUACGACGCACACACCCUCCAACUCCUCCGUUCUUACCCACAAGCACACGCCCAACGCGUCGGUGCACUCGCAUGGAACCAACACGUCCUCUCGUCCGGUUCUCGAGAUCGAUUAGUCCACCAUCGAGACGUCCGCGAGGCAAACCAAAGACCGUUUAGGAAAUGCGCGGGACAUAGACAGGAGGUGUGCGGGUUGAAGUGGAGUGGGGAGGGAGGGGGGGUGCAGAGUGCGAUGCUUGCGAGUGGGGGGAAUGAUAAUAAGGUGUGCAUUUGGGAUUUGAGGGGGUCGAGGAGGGCUUCGGUGGUUGGAGUUCCUACUUCCACUUCUGCUACCAAUCCUUCUAUCACUACCAAUUCCACUACCUUUACCACUACCACUUCGGACAUCGCCCCUCCUGGUGUUGUUGCCGCCCCCUCAACUUCAGCAUCAACAUCAACAUCAACAACAGAAGACCCACCAGGAGACCAACCACUCUACAAGUUCCACGAACACACAGCAGCUGUGAAAGCCCUUGCGUGGGACCCUCACGUACCUGGUAUACUCGCAACGGGCGGUGGGACGCAAGAUAAGACGAUCCGUUUUUGGAACGUGCUUAAUGGGAGCAUGUUGAAUUAUUUGGAUACGGGGAGUCAGGUCUGCAACCUCACCUGGUCCCUAACAUCCCACGAACUAGUCUCCACACACGGUUUCUCCUCCUCAACCGCGCAAAAUCAAAUUUGUAUCUGGAAAUACCCAUCCUUAGAUAUGGUCGCUUCCCUCACCGGACAUACACACCGCGUACUCUAUUUGGCUAUGAGUCCCGAUGGAGAGACGAUUGUAACAGGUGCGGGGGACGAGACGUUGAGGUUUUGGAAUGCGUUUCCUAGUAAGAAGGAGGUUGAGAGGGGGAGGAGGGCGGGGAGGGAGGGGGGGAGUAAGUUGGAUUUUGGGAGGUUGAUUCGAUAAGA